Molecule: messenger RNA, 3470 nt
Organism: Stegastes partitus (bicolor damselfish)
Lineage: Eukaryota; Metazoa; Chordata; Actinopteri; Pomacentridae
Product: protein FAM110B
Exons: 2
Coding region: 556-1959 (467 amino acids)
Source: RefSeq, a predicted model, not a curated record
AAGAGAGUCCCGUCUGUCAGCCGGAGAAGUGUGUGUGUGUGUGUGAGAGAGUGUGUGUGUCUAUCGGUGUGUGUGGAUGCUUUUUGUUUAAUCAGCGACGGACUGAAAACGCACAAUCUACCUUUGUCUCACCUGGACUUCCGUUUGUUUUUAACUCUCUCCAGGACCGUGGAGCUUCCCAGCUGAGUUACCGGCUUUUUGUGUCCGUUCACAGCUGGACAGACGGGCGGCCGCAAAGAGGAUCAUAAAGACUGUGUGGUGUCGCUGCCGGCUGAUCUGCCAGCGCUGCCUUUGGGAUAAAGAGCUGCCAUCAGCUGUGCACUGUGGCUGACCGGUGACCCCGAUCCACAGCCUGCUUCUGGGUCACCGCUGAGCUAAUAGAGGUGGUCUGGCCGGGCCUGAUGUGGAAUUUGACCCCGACUGACCCCGUCCCACGAGUAGCCUUUCACUGAGCCCGGCCUGGGAGAAAAGGGAAAGAUAAAAGAGGCGAGAGAGGCGACGGAGAAGAAAGGAGGGAGAAAGGCAGAGCAGCAGCACAGCGACCGCUCCUCCAGGAUGCCGGUGGAAACCCUGCGGCCCUCGGAUGGCCGCCUGGCGGGGGUCCCCUUCACCUCCGCCAUGCCCUUCAGGAUACUGAACAAGGGUCCGGACUACUUCCGACGCCAGGCCGAACCGGGCGCCCGCAAGCUGAGCGCCGUGGAGCGUCUGGAGGCCGACAAGGCCAAGUACGUUAAGAGCCAGCAGGUGGCCCUCACCCGCCAGGCCCCCAUCAAGCCACCAAUCAUCCGUAAGCCCCUGGUGCCUCCGGGGAUGAUGCUCCAGUGCCAGAUCAGCACUCCUCCGGCCAGAAAGGUCCCCCGCUGCCCCGUUGAUGUGGAGAACGGUGGAGGCAGAGAGGGGUCAGGAGAGAGACGGAGACCUGCUCUUAACUUGGAUAUUCUGAAUAACUUAAUCAAUGAUGUAUGUGAUGGACCACAGCCCUGCUCCCAGUCCUCCUCCUCCACCUCCCCCUCCUCGUCCUCUCCAUCUUCAGGGGCCAAGAGCAUCGGCAGCAGCCUGUCGGCUGAGCAGGAGAGGAACAACCGGAUCCUCAACAACCUCAAACCACUGAACCACGGCACCACCACCUCCUCAUCCACCUCCUCCUGCACUUCGUCUCCGCUCAACAACAACCUCCGGACCCCCGCAGCAGAACUCACCCGCCGUCCUCCCCCCGUCCCAGCUCGGGCCCCCCGCAUCGGCAUCCCCGCUCCCUACAGCUCCCCCAACUCAGUGACGGUGCGCCGGGUGGAUGUUCGGCCUCAGGCUGAGAUCAGGAAGCCUCAGAGGGCUCAGCUGCUCCGGCCCAGACAGACUGCUCAGGGCCAGGUCGCCCAUCCCCAGGUCCCGCCUCCACCUCCCCCUCCAGCCUCCCAGAGUCAAGCCCACCCUCAGCUCAGCACCCAGUCACAGACCUCCCCCCCAGCCUACCUGCCUCCCAGCCCCAUGCUUGUUCGAGCCGGCAUGAUCCCGCCCGCCUCGCCCGCUUUCACCCGCAUAUCCAACGCCAGCUCCAAGGGUUCCGCCCGCAAGCACCCGUCCCUGCACCGCUCCAAGUCGGACCUGAGCGACCGCUACUCCCGGGCCACCGCCGACCUGGAGCGCUUCUUCAACUACUGCGGGCUGGACCCGGAUGAGGUGGAGGGGAUGGGCGGCGUGGAGCGCUUCACCAGGGCCAACUCGGACAUCGUGUCCGUCUCCAAGCUCCGCAGCGUCAGCACGCCCAGCUCGGAGUGCGGCGACGAGGCCGACCGGAUGAGGGAGGACGGAGGGGACGAGGAGGAUGAGGACGGGCCCGGCAGAGCCAGCGAACGGGUCCCGUACGGCAUCUCGGUCAUCGAGAGGAACGCUCGAGUCAUCAAGUGGCUGUACGGCAUCCGUCAGGCGAGAGACACGAACAGCGCCGUCUCUAACGUUUAGACUAACGAGGACUUGGAAAAAAGCCCAUUUGUUGAUCUUCUGCUGCCUUACGUCACAGUUUUGGAUAAUCCAGUAGUUGUUUCUUCUGUUUCCUGUGAGGACUGACUUUUGUUUUGGAGAUUUUCUUUAAAUGUGGGCUGAAACUCAGGACUGUUUCCCUGCCAGAGAUAAAGGACGAUGCGUCUCCCGUCUGCUUCAUUUGAUCCCGUGUGACAAUACUGGUAUGCAAAAGCAAUAAUAGACUGGUGUGAAUGGUGGUGUGCAUGAAGGCGGAGGAUGACCGCAGUUGUGGUUCCUCAUGUAAAGGUACAGUGUGUGUGUGUGUGUGUGUGUGUGUGUGUGUGUGUGUGUUGUCAGCACAAAGCCAGACUGGAAGUCGGCUUCAAACUGCCAGAAAGCUGCACGGCAAAGUGACGGUUGAGCAAACCAGGAAGAGAACCACGUUGAUACUGUGAAACCUUCUCACGUUUAAAAAAAAAAAAAAAAAGUUUCCAUGAACACAUUCAUAUUUUUUAAAGAAAAAAAAAGAGAAAAAUCUUUUGGCUGUAAGACUGUUAUUACACAAGUUUCUGUCAGCAUGCAGAGUUUGUAUAUUAUUUCGAGGUUCGUCAUCUCAAUCAAGCACACAUGUUAUCCUCUCACACACUCGCACCGCACAGACGUACAUUCAGGUCGAUUACAGUUAGUGCUGUUUGUGUAUCAGGCUGUAAUAUUGUCUAGUCGUGUGCGUUCGAAUCUGGUCUCAUGUCUUUGGGUUACGCUGCACUGGUGCAGCCAGAAAAAUCAGUUUACUUUGUAUGUCUUGGCACGGAUGAGAGAGCAAGUCAUAUGAUGAAGGACGGAGUGGAUGGUUGAAGUAAGUGUGAAGUUGUUUAGCCUCUUGGACGGAUGGAGAAAUCAAAGGGUGGUUAACAGGACGACUGAAAAGAGUAUACUCACGGAUUAAAACAAGGUAUCUGUGGUGUAUAGAUAUGGCUGCGGCUCUGAAAGUGUCUCAGGAAGAUGGCAUACUGACAAAAAUGGACCAAUAUUUAUUUGGAAAAAUGUAACUUAAUGUAUUUUUUAAUAUCGGACAAGUUUGUGUACAGAAUUUUGCUCUUAAGUGCAAUCUGAUCGUAUUUACUAUAAUUACAAUAUAUGUAGGAUCACGUUUUAAACACACACAUGCAAAUACAGGCACCGGACACAUGCUAAGUGUGAAUGUUGUAAACAGGGGAACGCUGCGUGUCGCCCCGCAGUGAGACUGUUGCGUAUUUAUUUGGAUUCCUGUUGGUCGCAGCGGGAACAACAGUGUGAGUUCUCCCACCCUCUGCAUCUCCUCCCCCUUUUUUAAAAACUUUGUGAUGUUCAGUACGGUCAGGUUCAGAGGGCCGGAGAACCCGACGGCAGCGAACUCAAAUGUGCUGUUGAAUCCGGCACCGGAUGCCCAAAGAGUCUUGAAGUGAGAGAUCCAAAAUGCUUUACCAUGGUGUAUUCUGAACAGCUAAUAAUAAAAAAAAAAUGUUCAAGUA